Messenger RNA from Homalodisca vitripennis (glassy-winged sharpshooter), 976 nucleotides. Its product is annotated as sesquipedalian-1-like. The record is from RefSeq and is a predicted model, not a curated record. The transcript has 5 exons. Lineage: Eukaryota; Metazoa; Arthropoda; Insecta; Hemiptera; Cicadellidae. Gene Ontology annotation, cellular component: trans-Golgi network; recycling endosome; early endosome. Gene Ontology annotation, biological process: endosome organization; retrograde transport, endosome to Golgi; receptor recycling. Bases 175 to 882 code for a protein of 235 amino acids.
CAGAUAUCGAAGAUAUGACGUCAUGUGUUGUUAUGGUUGUGAAGGUAUCAAGUUAUUUAAACUAAUGUGAUAACUGUUAAAUUGGGAUUUAUUACCAUGAAAUAAACAAAUCGAUAGACGUUAAACUGGUUUUUUAAGCAGAUAAUAAUUUAUGUUACAAAGUUAAAAUAAAUCAUGAAGAUAAACGAGAAAAAUCUGGCAGCUUUUGCAACUUCGCCCACACCUGUGGACAGAGAGGGUUGGCUGGUCAAGAGAGGGGAAGUGAACAAAGGCUACCAGAAGAGGUGGUUCAUUUUGAAAGGCAACCUCUUGUUCUAUUUUGAGAAACGUGGAGAUAAAGAGCCUGUGGGCGUUGUUGUCCUGGAAGGCUGCACUAUAGAACUGUCCGAGGAUGAGGAGCAGUUCAGUUUCAAGAUAGUAUUUCACGGACCAGGCAACCGCAGCUACAUCCUAGGGGCAGAGUCCCAGGAGUCCAUGGAGCAGUGGAUGAAGGCGUUGGCCUGUGCCAGUUAUGACUAUAUGAAACUGAUGGUAGCAGACCUCCAGAAGCAGCUGGAUGAGAUGGAAGAAAAUAUGCCUCUAUCGGCGGAAGUGGCAGGUGGGCCAUCACCACAGCCUCCUCCUCGUACAAGACACAACCCGUUUAACCGAGGACACACCUCCAAUGGCACCGCCACUCACCACAUGCGCUCACACAGUGUGCGUUCAGCUCCCGCUCGUGCUGACAACCCCACUCGCACUGAAAACACCACCAGGCACCGAAUAACCUUCCGAGAACUACACACCGCGUACGGCCGACCAAUCCUCACAGAUCGCAAUGAGUGGAGGCACCGCCAGAAACAAGAGCAAGAGAGCAAAGAAGUGCCCCUCAUUACGUUAUGAGGAAACACCUCCUAGGCUCUGUAGUGUGAUCUGUAUUUAUGGUUGUUUGUAAUUUAUUUCAUAGUUUCCAUAAAGUAUUACGGAUACAAACCAU